CAUCUGCUCCGCGCGGCCGCCAUGACCUUCGCGCAGAGCUUGGCCCGAAAAGCCGAUGACUUCGAGAAGAAGUUGGAGGCCCAGGAAGCGCUGGAGAUACAAGCCUGGGCCGCAGAAAUGCUGGAUCGCAUCAAGGAGCGCUGCAUUCGCGCCAGUGCGCAGGGCCACUACGACUACAGCUGCGUGACCACCGUGUGUGAGGAAGCACGGAAAGGAAACCGUGGCCUGGCGAAGAAGCUGUUGGAUCAACAUCUGCGUGGUUUGGGUUUCAACCGAGUAAGCGUGGCCGCAGCAAGUCCUGCGGACAUCAGCCAUUUGAGACCUGGAGAGGUGUGUUUCCGCACUGAAGUCUCGUGGAAGUUGGUUUCGCGAAUUGCGAUAUCGACCACGGCAGAACCCGCAGCGAAGCGCUUGAAAGGCUACCUUGGGAGGUGCCAACUUUGCGAAGAGAACCGCUCCAUGAUCGCCUUAGCACCCUGCGGACACGUUUUAUGUGGGGAGUGCAGGCAGAAGCAGGCUCGGAGGGACCAGAAGUGCCCCUUUUGUCGCCAAGUGGUAGUCUGUGUGACGGAGGGUUUGUUCCUGAGCUGACGAAAAAAAUGGCUGGUGGUUUUCAACUUGG
This is a messenger RNA of Cladocopium goreaui, 622 nucleotides long. NCBI's taxonomy places the organism in Eukaryota, Dinophyceae, Suessiales, Symbiodiniaceae. The record is from the annotation of a GenBank genome assembly.